Cebus imitator (Panamanian white-faced capuchin) is the source of this 1303-nucleotide messenger RNA. It is a transcript of the gene HES5, whose product is annotated as hes family bHLH transcription factor 5. Gene Ontology annotation, molecular function: protein dimerization activity; DNA-binding transcription factor activity, RNA polymerase II-specific; RNA polymerase II cis-regulatory region sequence-specific DNA binding. The coding region runs from base 96 to 584 and encodes 162 amino acids. The transcript is spliced from 3 exons. Gene Ontology annotation, cellular component: nucleus. The record is from RefSeq and is a predicted model, not a curated record. NCBI's taxonomy places the organism in Eukaryota, Metazoa, Chordata, Mammalia, Primates, Cebidae. Gene Ontology annotation, biological process: regulation of neurogenesis; regulation of transcription by RNA polymerase II; anterior/posterior pattern specification.
UGUCCGCGCCAGCCUGGGACGUGCUUGGCCCUGCCCGCUCCCGCUCGCCCUGUCCGGCCUUCCCGCCUCGCCUCCUCGCCUCCUCCGCGCCUGGCAUGGCCCCCAGCACCGUGGCCGUGGAGCUGCUCAGCCCCAAAGAGAAAAACCGACUGCGGAAGCCGGUGGUGGAGAAGAUGCGCCGCGACCGCAUCAACAGCAGCAUCGAGCAGCUGAAGCUGCUGCUGGAGCAGGAGUUCGCGCGGCACCAGCCCAACUCCAAGCUGGAGAAGGCCGACAUCCUGGAGAUGGCCGUCAGCUACCUGAAGCACAGCAAAGCCUUCGUCGCCGCCGCCGGCCCCAAGAGCCUGCACCAGGACUACAGCGAAGGCUACUCGUGGUGCCUGCAGGAGGCCGUGCAGUUCCUGACGCUGCACGCCGCCAGCGACACGCAGAUGAAGCUGCUGUACCACUUCCAGCGGCCCCCGGCCGCGCCCGCCGCGCCCGCCAAGGAGCACAAGGCGCCCGGCGCCGCGCCCCCACCCUCCGCCAAGGCCACCGCCGCCGCCGCGCGCCAGCCCGCCUGCGGCCUCUGGCGGCCCUGGUGACCCGGCGGGACCUGCGGGCGCGCGGCCCGAGGACCAGAGGGCAAGUCCGCUCCUCCCGCCCGUAGGGAAGCGCCUUCCUGCCGCCGUCAGCCCCGGGCUCGGACGCUCCCUUCUCCGGAAGGCUCCGGCCCCAGGCUGGCCGGCCCGCAGCAGUCUUAUUCUCAGAGAAUGUGUAUGCAGAGUCCCUGCCAUUUAGGACAAUCAGGGCCCAGCUUCUGCCAAGUGUCUGACCCCAUGGGGUUGUUCUGUGUUUGCAUUUAAGCAAGUGACUUCUGCGAAGUCCCCGGCCGCCCGGGGUUCUAUGAUAUUUGUAGCGCUGGGGCUGGCACGCCGGUGCCCCCAGCCGUAGAGGACUUUCUUCAGGGCCCGUUGCUGCUGGGCGCACCCCUGGCAGGCGGGCUGUGCCGAGGGCACAUUUGCCUUUUGUGAAGGCCGAACUCAAGCUGUAUCCUCAUAGGAAACAGUGAUCAGCCUGGACAGGCGAGGAGGACCCUGUGGGCCGUGGCCAAAAGGCUCCAAAUGUGCCUGGCGGUCUGGCUGGGGCUCACAGUGGACCGUCUGGGGAGGGUGGGUGCCUCCACUAUGAUCCUUAAAGGAUUCCUCUGUGUGGGUGGGUGCACGUGGGCACGACUUUGUACUCAGAAAUUGAACUCUUGGUCACGUGGAAGCCACGGGACUGCUCUGAAGCAGCUAAUAAAAUCUGACUGUUCAGCCCCCUC